Messenger RNA from Cyprinodon tularosa, 2402 nucleotides. Its product is annotated as RING finger protein 11-like. The coding region runs from base 516 to 998 and encodes 160 amino acids. The record is from RefSeq and is a predicted model, not a curated record. Lineage: Eukaryota; Metazoa; Chordata; Actinopteri; Cyprinodontiformes; Cyprinodontidae. The transcript is spliced from 3 exons.
UCCGUGAACGAAGAAGAAAAAGAUAGAGAAGAAACAGCUAGCAAGGAAAUAAAUUGUUUGAUGGUACUCACGAAGUUGAUAGGCGUAAGUGUUUUUUUGAGUCUGCCUCUCGGACAGCUCAACUGACACCCAGAGCUAGUGCUGAGCUUUGUACCGUAUAUAAAUUGUGAGCCUUCAGGAGAAAUGAGCGUCACGUAUUGAGGAAAUCGCGCAGUUAAAGAAGCUAUCUGGAUUGCUAACCGCUGUCAGCUUCAUCAAGGAGAGUUCUUUGUUUUGUUUCUCAGCUCAGUGCAAUCAUGAAACGAAGCUAAUCUUUUUUCUUUUUACUCCCAAUUAUUUAACAUGUGUGUAGAAGUUCAAUAAUCACGACAGGAAUGUAAUUGUUGAUUUUAACUUGAGCAGUUAAUUAUUCCUGGGAUACUAAAACUAACAUUAGCCGACCCAAAUCAAGUUUAGCAGCACAGUUGUGUUUUUCUUUUUAACGUCGGCUCUGAAAAGGACUGGAGGCACGGAAAAUGGGCAACUGCCUGAAGUCCCCAACAUCCGACGACAUCUCCCUGCUCCAUGAGUCUCAGUCCGAUAGGGCGAGUUUCGGUGACGGGACAGAUCCCGACCUGGAGCCGCCUCCACCGUACCAGGAGCAGGCUAACAUGCCCAUGUACCACCCGACACCCAGCCAGGCCCGUCUGGCCUCCCAGCUGACAGAGGAGGAGCAGAUCCGCAUAGCUCAGCGAAUUGGCCUUAUCCAGCACCUCCCUAAGGGCGUUUAUGAUGGAGGACCAGACGGUUCAGAGAAGAAGAUCAGAGAAUGUGUGAUCUGCAUGCUGGACUUUGUUUACGGAGACCCCAUUCGGUUUUUGCCAUGUAUGCACAUCUACCACAUGGACUGUAUAGACGACUGGCUGAUGAGAUCCUUCACCUGCCCCUCAUGCAUGGAGCCGGUGGAUGCAGCGCUGCUCUCCACCUAUGGACCAACCGAUUUCUCCCCUGAUGCUUAGAUCAAACACAGCCCCUCGGGCAAACCCAAAACGGCUGUCCUCUUAUUGAGUGAGAGGAGUUUAGAAAUGUGUUUGUUACUCGGCACUUUGGAAACUUCAGAAAUUACCCCCCCGAUGUUGGCCUUUCAUCCCUCUAAGGUCUGAUGCUAAUUUAAGCUGGUCUUAAAACAUCAGUUUCCAGUCAGUCAGAAACAGUUCCUCUGCAUGUUCGUGCUUCUGUGUGUUCGUUUGACCCAGGUUGUGUGAUCUGCUGCUGCAGGGUGGAGAACACAUUGGAUUUGUGAUUGUGUGUGUGUGUUUGUAUGAGAGAGCAAAAGCUCUGUGGUGAUUGAACAGUUUCUUCUGAGCUGGUCUCGCUUCACCUUACUGCUAUCACUAGAUCAAAAAAUGGAUUCAAGAGGACAAUUAGUUUACCAUAAUGACUCGUAAGCUAAACGUUUGGAGUUUGUUGUAACGUUGAUCUUCUCCACAUAAUUGAAAUUUAAAAAAGCUCCAUCGUUAUGUCGUAUACAGAUGCUAAGACUUACACUUGUGUCUAAGGAAGAGUCUAGAUUACAAAAAAAACAUGCAUAAAUACAACAAAACUCACUUGGUUUAAUAGACAGCAUAUUUGUUACAUGAAUGUUGCACCAGGUUAUGCAUUGGUUUUCCGUCGAGGGCGGAUUUGUGCAUGGGAGAGAGUUGGAGGAAUCAAGUCAAACAUCACAAAUGCUUGCACACCUUUCAUCUGAUCAGAGAUUUGCACUUUACUUAUAGGACAUUAUCUAAAACAAUAUAUUAAUAUAUUUACCUUAUAGCCUUGCACUAUCGAAACGUCUUUCUUUUAUCUCCUGAGAUGCAGGAGUUCUAUAACGAAUAAAAGAUAUUUCUCUACUGUCAGUACUGAGUAAGCCUGAUGAUGCAUUUCAAAAAAACAAUGACUAUGCUGCGUGAACGUCUUAUUUUGUUUUCUGUGAUUUAAAUUAGAUGUUUGUUUUUUUCUUCUAAGAAGGGACAGAGGCUUGCUAAAGGUGAAGGGAAUAUUUUGAAACUUUCAGAUAGUUUCCUGCUACAUAAUUGUAGCAAAUAAAAUGUAAAUGGAUAGAUGUAAAGUCUCGUAAAAACAGCAACAUCCACUUGCCAGCUAAAUACUUAUUUUGCUUUAGUUUUCAUAUUGUUUCGUUUUGCUUUAUUUUCUUCUCGAUUUAUCAUUUUAAACAUUUAUCAUUUUGGUCUUGUGUUGUUAGUGUCUUUCUAGAAGUUUGUUUUGCAGCGACGCACUGAACAGCCUUUUUAGGUCGAUACAACUGUAUGGUUUGUUCUUUUCCGUGGCAUUUACCACAAAAGGAAAAAAAAAAACAUGUUGCUUUGUCUUAUAGACAGAGUAGUACAGAAUCCAAAUUAAAUCGUGGAAUUACAAUACAA